Molecule: messenger RNA, 1217 nt
Organism: Anolis sagrei ordinatus
Lineage: Eukaryota; Metazoa; Chordata; Lepidosauria; Squamata; Anolidae
Gene: TIMCC
Product: family with sequence similarity 136 member A
Cellular component (GO): cytoplasm
Source: RefSeq, a predicted model, not a curated record
UUAAAGGGGAAGUACACCGGUUCCAGGAAGGCAGCAUGGCUGCUGCAAGGGGAGCAGAGGCAGAGCAGCUCCGGGUGCAAGAGGCCGUCGACGGCAUGGUGCAAGGGCUGGAGCGGGGCAGCAUCCGGAAGAUGCAGGGCAUCAUGUUCCGGUGCAGCGCAAACUGCUGCGAGAACGACAAGGCCUCCAUGCAGCAAGUGCACCAGUGCAUUGAGCGCUGCCACGCUCCGUUGGCCCAGGCGCAAGCAGUGGUCACCCAAGAGCUGGAGAGGUUUCAGGACCGCCUGGCUCGCUGCACCAUGCACUGCAAUGACAAAGCCAAGGACGCCUUUGACUCGGGCAGCAAGGAGCCGCAGGUCAAGUCCCAGCUGGAGAACUGCGUCUCCCGCUGCGUGGAGGACCACCUCAGCCUCAUCCCCAGCAUGACCAAGAAGAUGAAGGAAAACCUGGCUGGGAUUGCACAAUAGAAAAAAAAAAGGGGGGGAAAGGCAGAAGGGAUUGCAACGGAGAUCCCAACGGAGCUGGCCGCAAAUGCAGAAGCAGGCAACAAUGCAAAAGAGUUGGUGGCGGAUUUCCUUACAGUGCAGAAACUCUCCUGUGAUGGAGGGGAGGGGAGGGGAGGAAAGAAAUGGCCCUUUUCUUUUGGUGCUGUCCGAAAUCCCGUACCUAACCCAUGGUACGCAAAAUUAAAAAUAGGUAUGGAUAUAUCCACAUCUCCCCCGCAAAAAAACAAAGCAAAGGUGCAUCCACACUGUAGAGUUAAUGCAGUUUAACGGCAAUUUUACUGCCAUGGCUCAAUGUGAUGGAAUCCUGGAAGUUGUUUGUCAGUGAAUCCCCAAUUUGCCUGGCUGGAGGCCUUUCAAAACUGCAAACUCCCCGGAUGCCUUUGCAUCAAGCCACUGGAAUUUAAAGCAGUAUCAAACUGGAUUAAUUCAACAGUGUAGACUUAAAUGCUGCACAAGUGCAAUGAGAGCGAAGACGCCCUUAGAUUGUGCAGACGGCCAUUCAAGAUGGAGAAUAUGAAUGAAAGCUGUGAAAUGUAUAGCUGCUCAGAGGCCAUUCUUAUGCAUUCGGUUGCAUUUUGUUCCAAUGGGAACGACUCCUGGGACUGACAAAAAUCACCAACGCUGUUCCGGUUUCCUAUAUUUUCCUCCUUCCCUUUAAACUGAAAUAUUUUCUAAAGAAUUUAAAUAAUAAUAAAAAACAUGAAAACUCUA